Molecule: messenger RNA, 1200 nt
Organism: Rotaria sordida
Lineage: Eukaryota; Metazoa; Rotifera; Eurotatoria; Philodinida; Philodinidae
Source: the annotation of a GenBank genome assembly
AUGAAUAUUAUGUCAAUUAUUUAUAAUGUAUCAAAUAAUUGUCAUAAAUUUGAAAGAAAUUCUUUAAUUCAAUCAUCAUCAAUUCCUCCACAAUAUUUAUUAGUUCCAUAUAAUGAAUUUACUUUACGUACAUCAAUUUCUUGUCAUUCAUUUAAAUUUGAUAAACCAAAAAAAAAUUUAUCUCAAUUUCAUCCAAAAUUUUCUCCAUAUUUACGUGGAAUAUUUCCAUUUGUUAUACCAUAUUCAAAUAUAACAUUUAAUGAUAUAGAAAAUUUUUAUACAAAAAUUUUUCUAAAAAAUCAAAAUCAAACAUCAUUUGCUUCAAAUAUUACAUUUGAAAAUAUACCAUAUCGAUAUGAAAAUGGAAUGUGGUAUCCUAUUGAAGUAAUAUCAGCACAACGAACAGCUAUAUUAGUACCAUUACAAAAUCGAGAUUAUAAUUCUAAAGUAUUUCUCUUGAAUAUACAUGCCUUUGCACGAAGACAACUUCUUACAUAUAUAAUUAUUUUUAUCGAACAGGUUUAUCCACUUCGUUCUCGAUUUAAUAAAGGUCGAUUAUAUAAUGCUGGUGUUCGUUAUAUUCAACAACAACAACAAUUAUUAAAUAUAACAUGUCUUAUAUUACAUGAUGUUGAUUUAAUACCUGAAAAUGAUGGAAAUUUAUAUUCAUGUGAAUCUACACAUCCAAAACAUACAACAACACGAGUUCGACAAUUAAAUAAUACACAACGUUAUACACGUUAUUAUGAAUUUUUAAUUGGAGGAGUUCUUCUAUUAACAUUAGAUAUGUAUAAAAUAGUAAAUGGUUUUUCAAAUUUAUAUUGGGGUUGGGGUGGAGAAGAUGAUGAUUUAUCAUUAAGACUUAUUCAACGACGUAUGUGUGUUAUACGACCAAAUUAUGAUUUAGCUAUUUAUGUUGCAUUACCUCAUCGACGAGGUCAACGAAAUCAUGCUCGUUUUCAAUUAUUAACAUGGUCAACUGUUCGUCUUAAUGCAGAUGGUUAUGAACAAAUUGAUUCAAUGAUACGUAUUAUUAAUAUACGAAAAACAUUGACUGUUACUCAUCUUAAAAUAAAUGUUAAUGCUGAUCAAAAUUUAUAUAAAUCAUCAUCAAUGAAAAAUUUUCAAUCUUCAUUUAGUAAAAAUUAUAAUUAUAUUACAACAAAUAGUAGAACUAUAACAACUCCAAGAAUUUUUUAA